CAAAACAUCAUAACACACAAUAUGCUGUCACAUGCUGGCCUGAUAGACCCUGCACAAACCCUGCAGCUUUUCUUCCUCCUUGCAAGUUCCACGGUGGUCACUGUCAAUGCGAUAUCUCCGUUUCGGAGUCGAUUUCUAGUCUAUGGAUCACGGAAUUCUCUUUCUGGUCAAACUAAUGAUAGAGACAAUGAAGCAAAAAAUCCAAACAGGCUAAACAAGAUACUGGACCAUCUGGCAACUUACCGUGUGCCGCACAGCUAUUUUACACAUUUUUAUAUAGCAUCUGUUUUCUCAUCAAUCUUCUGGGCCUUUCAGCUUGUCACGAAAGGAAGUGUCUUUCGAAUCAUCAGUCAAAAUUCAACAUGGCGCCAAGAGAGCACGUCAAUGACAAUUGAAAAAGUCGUAUUGGCAUGGCUUCUGAUGACGGUUCAGGGGAUACGAAGGUUGGUCGAGUCAGUUGUCUUAUCAAAACCAUCAAAUUCAACAAUGUGGUUUGUGCACUGGCUGCUAGGCGUUACAUUUUACAUUGCGAUGGGAAUCUCAAUCUGGGUCGAAGGACUGCCUAAAUUGCGCUCUCUUGAACCAUCCAUCUCAUUACUAGAAAUCCCGGCUCCGUCCUUGCGGACGUUUCUUUGUCUGCCACUCUUCCUUAUCGCUUCGGGGAUCCAGCAUGACGCACAUGUAUAUUUGGCGUCGCUACCAAAAUACACAUUUCCAAAGCAUCCUAUUUUCCGCUUUCUUCUAUGCCCCCACUACACCAUGGAGUGUCUCAUUUAUCUUUCUCUCUCUUUGAUCGCUGCUCCGGAGGGGGUAAUAGUCAAUAAGUCCGUUUUAGCUGGCUUAAUAUUCGUUGUUAUAAACCUAGGCGUAACAGCGGGGACUACCAGAGAGUGGUAUGUCCAAAAGUUUGGGGAAGAGCAAGUGCGUGGGAAAUGGAGAAUGAUACCAUUUAUCUACUAGGCCAUGGUGUUUUCGGGCGGGAAAUAUUCUACAGCUUUUGGCAAGGUCCUCACCAUGAUAUGUCAACAAUCAAGAAGAGCGGAAGUUGGUCAUUUUCGGAAC
This is a messenger RNA of Xylona heveae TC161, 1062 nucleotides long. RefSeq names its product protein DFG10. Gene Ontology annotation, cellular component: endoplasmic reticulum. Gene Ontology annotation, molecular function: 3-oxo-5-alpha-steroid 4-dehydrogenase activity. Gene Ontology annotation, biological process: polyprenol catabolic process; dolichol-linked oligosaccharide biosynthetic process. The transcript has 3 exons. The record is from RefSeq and is a predicted model, not a curated record. Bases 22 to 960 code for a protein of 312 amino acids. NCBI's taxonomy places the organism in Eukaryota, Fungi, Ascomycota, Xylonomycetes, Xylonales, Xylonaceae.